Molecule: messenger RNA, 463 nt
Organism: Zingiber officinale
Lineage: Eukaryota; Viridiplantae; Streptophyta; Magnoliopsida; Zingiberales; Zingiberaceae
Exons: 4
Coding region: 112-453 (113 amino acids)
Source: RefSeq, a predicted model, not a curated record
GGCUGAGGGUCAUGAAUUAUGUGUGUGGCCUCAUAGUUAGGGUUGAGUCCCGGGGGUUUGUUAGAUCAGUUCAGAAGCUCCGCGUCUCAUGCCCUUCUCCGUCCACCCUAUAUGCUGCCCUCCGCCAUGGCUCACCCCUGCCGUGGCCUUUUCUCUGUAUCUUCCCUCUUCUAUAUCCGGCCACGCCCCUGCUCCUCCUCUCCCCUUAAAUCCCUUUUCUUCCACCCCUUCCGACCCCUGCGGUUGACUUGCAGUAGGAUCAGUUCAGAAACCAUUAGCUCACAAAGAACAGGAGGGUUACAUCUUGGAGAAGCAAAGCCGGUUCAUCUCGGAGCCUGCAGACUCAGAACACGUCCAAUGAUGACCUCUCGCAUCUGUGAUAUUAUAAUGUCGCAGAACGAUGCUGAAGUUAUGAAGAGUGGUUUUGCAAAUAGAGCAAAGGAAAAACUAUAGCAAAGGAAGG